This is a messenger RNA of Solanum stenotomum, 549 nucleotides long. RefSeq lists its product as uncharacterized. The annotation marks the transcript as partial. The transcript has 2 exons. NCBI's taxonomy places the organism in Eukaryota, Viridiplantae, Streptophyta, Magnoliopsida, Solanales, Solanaceae. The record is from RefSeq and is a predicted model, not a curated record.
AUGGUGUGCCUGUUGCUAUCAUUUCAGACCGAGGUUCACAGUUCACUUCCAGCUUUUGGAGGGCUUUUCAGGAAGAGUUGGGAACCCAGUAGGCACCAGAGUUAUGCGGAUCAGAGGCGUCGACCUUUGAGAUUCUCUGUUGGUGAUCGGGUAUUCCUCCGUGUGUCGCCCAUGAAGGGCGUGAUGAGGUUUGGGAGGCGGGGCAAGCUUAGCCCCAGGUACAUUGGGCCAUUUGAGAUACUCCGGACAGUUGGAGAGGUUGCUUAUGAGUUGGCCCUACCUCCAGUAUUUUCAGCCAUCCACCCAGUGUUUCAUGUUUCGAUGUUGCGGCGGUAUGUUCCUGAUGAGUCCCAUGUGCUCCAGUAUGAUGCAGUCGAGUUGGAUGAUCGUUUGACAUUCGUAGAGGAGCCAGUUGCCAUUCUAUCCAGAGAUGUGAGGAGAUUGCGCUCGAGAGCCAUUCCUGUUGUUAAGGUCCGUUGGAGACAUCGUCCAGUUGAGGAGGCUACCUGGGAGAUCGAGCAUGAGAUGCGGGCACAGUUCCCCGACUUA